Messenger RNA from Peronospora belbahrii, 1317 nucleotides. The record is from the annotation of a GenBank genome assembly. NCBI's taxonomy places the organism in Eukaryota, Oomycota, Peronosporomycetes, Peronosporales, Peronosporaceae.
AUGAAUAUAUCUCGAGAUUCUCGAGCUUCCCAAUUAUUUCAAUUUGAGCACGUGUUUGGUACCAAAACCAAGUAUUGGGAUCAACGCGAAGGUGUUGACAGGAUGAACAAUGGGUUAGACCUAUCUCGAUUCGAUGAUACAUCCAAUUGGGAUCCAUUACGACAGGAAUUGAAACUGAUUCAGACUCAGAUUGUAGCGCGUCAUGGCACUCGGUAUCCGACGAGUGAAAAUAUCAACGAAAUUGAAGACCUGCUUAGUAGAUUGAAACCAUUUGAAAAAGCAUUGCCAAAGUGGAUGCAAAACUUUACACUGCCAUACAAUUUGAGUGUAGAGAAUGAGCUUGCAGAUGCAGGACAGCGUGAGAUACGUGAGUUUGGUGCUCGUAGUCUUUUUCGAAGUGGACAUGAUCAAGCUCAAACGUACUCGAAAGAGAAGUACCGUCUUGUACACACUUGUGUCACGAGGACGCGAGAUUCGGCAAUUGCAUUUGCAUCCGCGUAUUUUGCAAAUGCUAAAGCUGUGAGAUACAUCAAGUAUCCUCGAAACAAGGAUCUAUUGCUGCGGUUCUUUGACCAAUGUGCCCGUUACCAGCACGAAAUAAAACACAAUCAGACAGCGCAAGAACAAUUUUACAUGUUUCAUACAACUAGUGUCAUGGCCAAAAACGUUCAAUGGUUGAAGCAGUCGCUCGGCCUAACGAAUGAAAAAAUUGCUUUAACGACGGAAGACGCCAUAUCAGUGCAAACUGCCUGCGCGUUUGACAUUGCACUGUACCACAACAAGCAUCAUUGGUGCACAUUACUGUCGGACGCAUUCGUCCAUUCACUAGAGUAUUUGGAUGAUAUCAAGCAGUUUUAUUGGAUUGGUGGUGGAUACAAGAUAAACUACGAGAUGUCUGCCGUGCUUUUGCGUGAGAUCUUUGCCACGAUGGAAGCAAAAGCUAGAGGAGAUAGUGCUCUUCGUGGAAUUUUUUUCUUCGCACACGCAGAGACCACGCUUCCUCUAAUGACUUUACUGGGAUAUGGGGAUCGCUCACCUUUACUGUCGAAUGCUACCGACACUGCUAUUACAUCUCGGGGCUUUCGCACAUCAAUUCUUUCCCCGUUUGCAGCAAACCUUCAGUUCCGCUUAUUCGAGACAAAAACGACGCACGAUUUUUUUGUACAGAUUCUGGUCAAUGAGAAGGAAAUUCCAAUUCCAGGGUGUGGACGUGUAUUCUGUAAGCUAUCGAAGCUGGAACAAAUAUGGCACUACUACUUGAAAACCUACAAGCUGGGCUCGUUAUCGCAUCUUCAGCACAACAGCAAAUUCUGGUGA